AUGGAAAUAAAGAAAAGGCCGGAUAAAGUGAGUAUUACUGUAUUUACCAAGUUCGUUUUAGUUUUGGAAGAAAUUGUUGGCAGUUACCCUGAGGCAAAAUACGUUUUUUGGAAGCCGAAGGAAAUAUUACUUCGAUUCCGCGGAAAUCACAAGGUAAAUUUGGAAUUUGUCAAGUCAGUAAUGACUUAAAAGUCCAUUUUAUAAUGCUAUUUGUAUGGUUCAGACGGGAAGUUGAGUUAAUUAACAUCUCAAAGAUUGACGACCGCCUCAAACCCAUUGAAAUCCUCCUGAAAUACUUUUGUCACACCGUGGAGGACGCGAAAAGAUUGAGAAGAAAUCCAACGCGAGUCAGGAAAAUGAUCGGAUGGAAAGCGGAGAACGGAAAUGUCGAUGAACUCAUGCAGGUCAGCACGAAAAUAAAUGAAGUUGUAGAACUAGUUCAGACCUUUUGAUAAUAGCGAUUUUAUAACGAUCUUAUUUUCAGGAUGUAAUAUACACUAUGGAAAAGGACCGAUCGCUGUUUGAAGCCCAAACGAAACGGUACUAUCAGAGCAACAGACAUCCGAGAGCGAUGUUAUCCACAAGCCUGUAG
This is a messenger RNA of Bursaphelenchus xylophilus (pine wood nematode), 592 nucleotides long. NCBI's taxonomy places the organism in Eukaryota, Metazoa, Nematoda, Chromadorea, Rhabditida, Aphelenchoididae. The record is from the annotation of a GenBank genome assembly.